Messenger RNA from Neogale vison (American mink), 4554 nucleotides. RefSeq names its product pantothenate kinase 4 (inactive) (gene PANK4). Gene Ontology annotation, molecular function: pantothenate kinase activity; ATP binding. The transcript is spliced from 19 exons. Gene Ontology annotation, cellular component: nucleus; cytosol. Bases 2092 to 4302 code for a protein of 736 amino acids. Lineage: Eukaryota; Metazoa; Chordata; Mammalia; Carnivora; Mustelidae. The record is from RefSeq and is a predicted model, not a curated record. Gene Ontology annotation, biological process: coenzyme A biosynthetic process.
UGCUUGGGAGCGAGUCGGCACUUAGCGUUUCUGAGGUGCAGCCAGAAUUGGCUGGCCACAGGGUUUACCUUUAAUCUUCUGUGUGGCCCCCAGGGGCAGGUUGUAGCCACAGGACGCGGGCAGUCCAGGAAGGUGUCCUCCGGCGCCAGCCCAGGCGGGGCUCCUGGGCAGAGGACACUCGGGAUAUUUUUAGUGUCCGUGUUCAUUUCCCCUCUUGGGAGUUUCGCUGGGUCUGGGUCCCGUGUCUGUGUUUCUCCAAAGGACACGGUCAUUGUUCAAAGGACAGACCUCGUGUGCGUUCUCAGGGCUGGUAGGAGGUCACCGCUCGGGUGCGGGUCCUCAGCCCUGAGUGCACCAGUCACCGUGCGCGCCUACAGUCUGCUUCAAAAACAGGCUUCUCCCGCUUCCCCUGGCCUCUCCAGGCCUCUUGGUCCAGCAGAGCUCGGCUGCUCUGUGUCCUCGGCAGGCCUUUCUCUCUCGGACGCGCGUGUCAGCCGAGUGGGUUCCUCACUUGGAAAGGAGUGGGGACAUUUUGUCAACACAGAUUGGGGUGUCCCGCGCCCCUUGUUGCCCAAAAUAGAAGGACAGGCCAAGAAGGCGGAGGAGAGGACGGCCCUGAGUCAGGCCCCGCGGGUCUGGGUGAGUGGGCAGGUCUUGGCUCAGGGGCUGUAGAAGGGACCCAAGGAGGCUGUUCUCAUGGUCCGGUGCUCCCGGCCCUGGACUGGGGAGGCUGUGGUGCCCGCCAGCGAGCCCAGGGCUGCGUACAUGGCCCCUCUUAGGCUUGAUGUGCCACGACCUGUGGCUGGGAGCUGGGUUGGCAUUCACUAAAUCCAGAGGAUCCUGAGAGCAGAUGAGCUCUCGGCCCUGCCUGCCCCUGCCCCUGCCCCUGCCCCUGUCCUGCUCUGUGAGCUCAGCCCCGCUCAGGCUGACAGCCCUGCUCCGCAUGUCCCCACUCACCUCCUAGACCCCUGACUCUUCCCUCCCCAGGGGGGGCACAUGGCGUGGGGCACACAGACCUGACUUCCCUCCCCCACACCCCAACACUCAUAUUUGCUUGUGAUUUAAAGCUCAUCCAAAGAAGACACGACCUGAGAUUGGGUUUCCGUGGCAGGGUGGAGGGGGCUCGUUUAGGGUCACUUUUUGAAAAGUUUCUCAAAGUGUAUCUUCAUCCCUUUGCACUGCUGGUCUUUUUAGGAAACGGUUAAUUCAGAGCGAAGGAUGCUCUGGGCCAGGCGGGGAUUGGGGGUGGGGAGGACGGAUAAGGAGGCUUAAGACCAAGUUCUCCCUCUAAAGCCCAUGGUCUGGGGAUGAGGGUAAGCCUGUGCCUGGGUGGCCUGAACAGGGCCCGCCAAGGGCAGGUCACUGCGGCCCUCGCAGGCCCGUCCACACUGCGGCGGGCUCCCCACGCGUGCUCUCGGCAGCGGGUUUCUCUUCCCUGGACCAGCUUCAGCCUCAGAUGUUUCCCGCCUUGCGUGUUUCUUGUAUGUUCCCUCGGGAUCCUGUCACAAAGCAGCGGUCAGAGAUUAGCCUCAGCCUCCCCCUCACAUAGGGCUCUGCCUCACCUGGGCCGGCCCACGGAGCCGGGCAGGUUUCGAAGCGGCUCUCAGCCCCGGGCCUCCCGCCCCUCCUCCUCGUCAUCGCUGGCGGUCGUGCACGGACCUACUGGCCGCCUCACUCCGCACACUCGGAAGUGACCGCCCAGGACGGCUUUUUGAGUGGCCCUGAAACGUGUUUCAGGCAAAUAAAGCCUCUUCUGCUUCCCGAUGCCGGGCUUCCCAGGGUGUUCACAGGCUGGCUGGGGGGAGGAGACCCUGCUGUCCCCCGGGUGGCCGCCCCGCCCAGAGCCGUGAGAGGGUACGCUGGUGAAGGCAGCCCCCUCCUCUGCUCGUCCCCUCCGGGAAGAUACUUCUUUUAUCGCUCCCCCCGUGCCAUCACGGCCGGCGGGGUGCCGGUCAGUGAAAGCUGUGUACUCGCCAGCUUCCUCUGUCCGGUCAUUCUCACAGUCGGAGUCUGAAACAGAGUUUUUCUGAACCACUCCUGAUCGCUGGGCCUUCCCGGAAACAGGACGCUUUCCUUCCCGCCCAGGACUGGAUGCAGAGGGGAGGGGGCUCGCUGACCAAGCUGGCCUACUACUCCACCGUGCAGCACAAAGUGGCCAGAGUGCGGUCCUUCGACUACUCGGGCAAGGACGCAGAGCAGGACCACGAGCCGCCCUACGAGGUCUCUGUGCAGGAGGAGGUCACUGCCCGGCUGCACUUUGUCAAGUUCGAGAACACCUACAUCGAAGCCUGCCUGGACUUCAUCAAAGACCAUCUCGUCAGCACGGAGACCAAGGUCAUCCAGGCCACCGGGGGCGGGGCCUACAGGUUCAAGGACCUCAUCGAAGAAAAGCUGCAGCUGAGAGUGGACAAGGAGGACGUGAUGACAUGCUUGAUAAAAGGCUGCAACUUCGUGCUGAAGAACAUCCCCCACGAGGCCUUUGUGUAUCAGAAAGAUUCCGACCCCGAGUUCCGAUUCCAGACCAAUCACCCCAACAUCUUCCCGUAUCUGCUGGUCAACAUCGGUUCUGGAGUCUCUAUCGUGAAGGUGGAGACCGAGGACAGAUUCGAGUGGGUCGGUGGCAGCUCCAUCGGGGGCGGCACCUUCUGGGGACUUGGGGCUCUGCUCACCAAAACAAAGAAGUUCGACGAGCUGCUGCACUUGGCCUCCAAGGGCCAGCACAGGAACGUGGACAUGCUGGUGCAGGACAUCUACGGCGGGGCCCACCAGACCCUGGGGCUGGGCGGCAGCCUCAUCGCCAGCAGCUUCGGGAAGUCGGCCAUGGCCGACAGAGAGUUCUCCAAGGAGGACAUGGCCAAGAGCCUGCUGCACAUGAUCAGCAACGACAUCGGGCAGCUCGCCUGCCUCUACGCCCGGCUGCACGGCCUGGACAGGGUGUACUUCGGCGGGUUCUUCAUCCGCGGCCACCCGGUCACCAUGCGCACCAUCACCUACAGCAUCAACUUCUUCUCCAAGGGGGAGGUCCAGGCGCUGUUUCUGAGACACGAGGGCUACCUGGGAGCCAUCGGAGCGUUUCUUAAAGGAGCAGAACAAGACAACCCUAACCAGUACAGCUGGGGAGAGAACUAUGCAGGCAGCUCCGGGCUGAUGAGCUCGUCCCCAGAGCUCUGCCCGACGCAGCGGGCCAGGAGCGGCACCUUUGACUUGCUGGAGAUGGACCGGCUGGAGCGGCCGCUGGUCAACCUGCCCCUCCUUCUGGACCCUUCUUCCUACGUGCCUGACACGGUCGACCUGACGGAUGACGCACCAGCCCGCAAGUACUGGCUCACCUGCUUCGAGGAGGCCCUGGACGGGGUGGUGAAGCGUGCCGUGGCCAGCCAGCCGGGCUCAGCAGAUGCGGCCGAGAGGGCCGAGAAGUUCCGGCAAAAGUACCGGGGCAAACUGCAGACGCUGCGGCAUCAGCCGUUCGCCUACGGGACCCUGACCGUGCGCAGCCUUUUGGACACGAGGGAGCACUGUUUGAACGAGUUCAACUUCCCAGACCCCUACUCCAAAGUCAAGCAAAAGGAAAACGGAGUCGCGCUGAAGUGUUUCCCGAGGGUGAUCCGCUGUCUGGACGCCUUAGGCUGGGAGGAGAGGCAGCUGGCCCUGGUGAAGGGGUUGCUGGCGGGGAACGUCUUCGACUGGGGAGCGAAAGCCGUCUCCGACGUUCUCGAAUCUGACCCCCAGUUUGGCUUCGAGGAAGCGAAGAUGAAGCUGCAAGAGCGGCCGUGGCUCGUGGACUCCUACAGCAAGUGGCUUCAGAGGCUGAAGGGGCCCCCUCACAAAUGUGCCUUAAUUUUCGCAGAUAACAGUGGAAUAGACGUCAUUUUGGGAGUCUUCCCCUUUGUCAGGGAGCUUCUCUCUAGAGGGACGGAGGUCAUCCUGGCGUGCAACUCGGGACCUGCCUUGAACGACGUCACCUACUGCGAGUCCCUCAUCGUGGCCGAGCGCAUCGCGGCCAUGGACCCCGUCGUCCACUCGGCGCUCAGGGAGGAGAGGCUGCUGCUGACGCAGACGGGCUCCAGCUCCCCGUGUCUGGACCUCAGCCGCCUGGACAAGGGACUGGCCGUGCUGGUGCGGGAGCGAGGCGCGGACCUGGUGGUGAUCGAGGGCAUGGGCCGGGCCGUCCACACCAACUACCACGCGGCCCUGCGCUGCGAGAGCCUCAAGCUGGCCGUCAUCAAGAACUCCUGGCUGGCCGAGCGGCUGGGCGGCCGGCUCUUCAGUGUCAUCUUCAAGUACGAGGUCCCGGCCAAGUGAGGCGCCGGCCCCGCCGGGCAGCUCUGCUCGGCGCUUGUUAGGGACGUGCUCCGACCGCGGCCGGGAAACCGAGUCCCCAGCAGAGCGUUCGUGUCGCGCACCUGGGACAGGAGCAGGGGCCGGGCGCGGCCAGGCCGAGCGUGUGCCCUCGGGUCUCUGUGAUGCUGCCACGUUCGUGCCGGGAGACGCGACUUGUCCAGUGAGACAUGCGUAUUGGAAUAUAUUUAACUGUGAAAUAAUCUUUUAUACACA